AUGGAUCGAAACGGCAUUCCAAUCACCAUUGCCGGCGGGCCUGCCGCUGCAAACGGCGAAUGCAGUUCUCCGCCUACAUUCUAUGGGUAUCCGUAUGCCACUACUGCUGGGCCGGUAGCAACGCCAUCAGAAGUACCUGUUAGUCGAGCGUGGUGCGUUACCAUGGCUGAUGUUGAUGGGUUUGGGCAGCUGGUUGCGGUUGGGGCGGGGCCAGCGGAGUUGGAUGGGGAAUGUAGUAGUGUUUCUUCGAGUGCUGCUGUGGUUACGAGUGGUGGUUCUUCCAGUCAACGUGCGUGCAAGGCACGCGGUUCACAGACUGCAGUGGUGUAG
Exserohilum turcica Et28A is the source of this 330-nucleotide messenger RNA. RefSeq lists its product as uncharacterized. The coding region runs from base 1 to 330 and encodes 109 amino acids. The transcript has a single exon. The record is from RefSeq and is a predicted model, not a curated record. NCBI's taxonomy places the organism in Eukaryota, Fungi, Ascomycota, Dothideomycetes, Pleosporales, Pleosporaceae.